Messenger RNA from Thalassophryne amazonica, 2025 nucleotides. RefSeq names its product nuclear receptor subfamily 1, group H, member 5 (gene nr1h5). Gene Ontology annotation, biological process: positive regulation of transcription by RNA polymerase II; negative regulation of transcription by RNA polymerase II; bile acid signaling pathway. The transcript is spliced from 10 exons. The coding region runs from base 318 to 1715 and encodes 465 amino acids. NCBI's taxonomy places the organism in Eukaryota, Metazoa, Chordata, Actinopteri, Batrachoidiformes, Batrachoididae. The record is from RefSeq and is a predicted model, not a curated record. Gene Ontology annotation, molecular function: nuclear receptor activity; zinc ion binding; RNA polymerase II cis-regulatory region sequence-specific DNA binding.
GACAUUUGCUAUUUUGGUUGCCUGUUUUCUCUACAGCUUGUUUCUGGAAAGAAAAGUUUAAAUUUUUGUCUUGCGAGACAACUGGAGCAGCAGAUGUUUGUUCAGAGCAGGUUCAGUAGACGAUCGCAGCGUGUCUGACUCAAACUGUCCUCUAUUUACUCUAAGAGUCGAGUGAGAGAGGAUGGAGGCUGGGCCAGAGUCAACAUAACAAAAAGGCAGAGUUGGAUAAAGCCGGAGGACAUCAGGACGCUCCAGCACACCGGGACGGAGUCCACCAUCAGCGAUACUGUACUAAGAGGCUGAGUGUCUUCAGUCCGAUGAGAGAGUGGAGCGAGCUGGAGAUGAGCUUUUCCACAGGGGGCUUUUUGCCUGACACGUACUGCUCCACAGAGCAGCUCCAGUACUGCGACAUGCUGACUGACCCUCUGGGAUACACCUUGCAGGACCCCGACCUCCAGCUACUCCCGUACAACCAACAACAGUACAGCCCUACCAACCUGUCCUUCUCCCUCUAUGGUUCUCCUCCCUCCUCGACCUCCUCUCCGUCCUCCUCCUCCUCCUCUUCCUCUUCCUCACAGCUCUGCCACCUCCCAUACCACUACACCUCCCACUGCCUGGACAUUCCCUGUAAUCCCAGCUCAGAUAUCCACUGUGGAAGUCUGGUUCAGGGUCUUGGAGGAGGUACACUGCCUCCAGGGCGAAGGAUGCGCAUUGGCUCUGGGGGGAAGAGUAGAACUCAGGACGAGUUGUGUGUUGUGUGUGGUGACAAAGCAUCAGGAUAUCACUACAACGCUCUCACCUGCGAGGGAUGCAAAGGUUUCUUCAGGCGCAGUGUGACUAAAAAGGCCGUGUACCACUGUAAGAGUGGGGGUGGCUGUGAGAUGGACAUGUACAUGAGGAGAAAGUGCCAGGACUGCCGCCUGAGGAAGUGUCGUGCUGUGGGAAUGUUAGCUGAAUGCCUGCUGACAGAAGUGCAGUGUCAGUCUAAACGGCUGAGGAAAUGUGGAAAAGACAGAGGCCAAGAGGACGAGGACAGCACAGACAGCAGAAAGAUCAGCUCUACAAGCAGACCAUCUGUACAGCAGGUGGUAUGUGCAGGUUUGACCUCAGAGCAGAAGUCCACAGUGGACAGGAUGGUGGAGGCUCAUCGAAUAUACCGAGCACAUGACAGCAGUUAUAACAAGUUGUUUGAAUGGCCAUGCACAGAGGAUGGGGAUGACCUGCCUGAUGUUCUACCACCCCAUGUGCAAAGACUGCUACAGUUUGCCAGGACAAUACCAGGUUUUGACCUCCUGGAUUUUUCUGAGCAAUGUUGUCUGUUGUCCAUCUCAUCACUGGAGGUUAUGUUUCUGCUCUCAGCUCAGCACUUUUCUCACAACCCAACCACCCCUGGUCCAGGACUGAGUGAGGAUCUCUUUGAGCUGGUGCUCAACUUCUUCUACAGCAUGGAGGCUUUGAGGCUGACUGAGGCUGAAUAUGCUCUGCUCAUUGCUACAACUCUGCUCUGCUCAGACAGGGCGUCUCUGCAGGCAGCUGACUGUGUGGAGAAAAUGCAGGAGCUGAUCUUGGACCUGUUGUCACGGGUGUGUGGGGCCCAUGCUGGAGCUGCACGUGGGGGGGCGCAGCGCUUUGGGCGCCUGCUGGGUAGAGUGACAGAGCUCCGAACCCUCCAUCAUAACUACCUCCUCCUGACCAGAGCCCAGCCCACACACUGAGGACAUGUUGGAAAGGUUUUCACCAGCAUCUUUGAUGGAUUUCACUCUCUUAACUUCAGGAUUACAAGAUACUGGAAGAUCUGAGAAAUUUGUACCAACUGUGUGUAAAUACAAUAUGUUGGAGUGUGGACUGUGUUCUUGAUGUGGAUACACAAGGAUGAUGCAGAGUUUUAGCUUAAAACAAGACUGAAAUAAUGAUUAAUGACUGAUGAGUAAAAGAGUUUUGUAAGUUUUUUCAUACACAAUUAACAUGUACACUUACAGUACUGCUCACAAUGCAAAAUUUGUUAAAUAAAAUGAAAAUGCAGCU